Enhydra lutris kenyoni (northern sea otter) is the source of this 4843-nucleotide messenger RNA. RefSeq names its product trafficking kinesin protein 2. Bases 528 to 3257 code for a protein of 909 amino acids. Gene Ontology annotation, molecular function: GABA receptor binding. Gene Ontology annotation, cellular component: dendrite. Gene Ontology annotation, biological process: anterograde axonal transport of mitochondrion; neurogenesis. The record is from RefSeq and is a predicted model, not a curated record. The transcript has 16 exons. NCBI's taxonomy places the organism in Eukaryota, Metazoa, Chordata, Mammalia, Carnivora, Mustelidae.
AAACGCGCAACAACUCGGAAGGGUGAGGGGGCGGACGGACAGGAAACCACAAUUCCCGGCAGGUCGCGCGCUGGCGCCGUGGAGACUGCUGGGAGAGUGGGACUCCUUCGUUCUUCUCCAAUGUGCGGGUCUGCUAGGGAGCCGGCCUUGCUGCAAAACCGAAGUCGCCCAAUGAUGAUGUUGUGAAGUCGCCUGGCCGUCCCUGCCACGCCCGGGCGGUUACUGCAAGCCGCGGCCGCUUCGGCUGCAUCUCUCAGGCUACCACCGCUUUAGAUCCUAUUCCCUGAGGGAGAGCGGGCGGAGGACGGAGGACGUCGGGCCAUUCCCGUCAUGACUCUCCAGGGUAUGAUAAUCACAUGAGAACACUCAUUUGCUGCAGAUGUCAUUUGACUCAUCCAAAAAAAGCUGUUUUAAAGAAAAUAGCUGUACGACCAGAUCCAUUUUGUUAUUGAAUGGCUUGAUGGAUUUCCUUUACUCUGAUUCAUACCAAAGCUGCCCUUGUCAACCAAAGCAAGAAAGGAUCCUGCAUGAAUCAAUCACAGAAUGCCAUUUUCACAUCACCAACAGGUGAAGAAACCCUCAUGAGUAUCAAUCACAGAGACUCGGAGAGUAUCACUGAUGUCUGCUCCAAUGAGGAUCUCCCUGAAGUUGAGCUGGUGAGUCUGCUGGAAGAACAGCUACCCCAGUAUAAGCUAAGAGUAGACUCUCUCUUUCUGUACGAAAAUCAAGACUGGACUCAGUCUCCACGCCAGCAGCAGCAUGCGCCUGAUGCCCUCUCUCCAGUCCUUGCUGAAGAGACUUUCCAUUAUAUGAUUCUAGGCACAGACAGAGUGGAGCAGAUGACCAAAACUUACAAUGAUAUCGACAUGGUCACACACCUCCUGGCAGAGAGAGAUCGUGAUCUGGAGCUAGCUGCUCGAAUUGGACAAGCCCUCUUAAAACGGAACCAUGUCUUGUCUGAGCAGAAUGAAGCUCUGGAGGAGCAGCUGGGACAAGCCUUUGAUCAAGUUAAUCAACUGCAGCAUGAGCUGUCCAAGAAAGAUGAAUUACUUCGAAUUGUUUCUAUUGCUUCUGAAGAGAGUGAAACGGAUUCCAGCUGUUCUACACCCCUCCGGUUCAAUGAGUCCUUCAGCUUAUCCCAAGGUUUGCUACAGUUGGACAUGCUGCAAGAAAAACUCAAGGAACUGGAAGAGGAGAAUAUGGCUCUUCGAUCCAAGGCUUGUCACAUAAAGACAGAAACUAUUACCUAUGAAGAGAAGGAACAACAGCUUGUCAAUGACUGUGUUAAAGAACUUCGUGAAACAAAUGCUCAGAUGUCCAGAAUGACUGAAGAACUGUCUGGGAAGAGUGAUGAACUCAUUCGGUACCAGGAAGAGAUCUCCUCUCUCUUGUCUCAAAUUGUGGAUCUUCAACACAAAGUUAAAGAACAUGUGAUUGAGAAGGAGGAACUGAGACUUCACCUACAAGCUUCCAAAGAUGCCCAAAGACAGCUGACAAUGGAGCUGCAUGAGUUACAAGACAGGAACAUGGAGUGUCUGGGAAUGUUACAUGAAUCCCAAGAGGAAAUAAAGGAACUUCGAAGUAGAUCUGGCCCUGCUGCUCAUCUCUACUUCUCACAGUCAUAUGGAGCUUUUUCUGGGGAAUCUUUGGCAGCUGAGAUUGAGGGGACCAUGCGUAAAAAGUUGAGUUUGGAUGAGGAAUCUUCUCUCUUUAAACAAAAAGCCCAACAGAAACGGGUAUUUGACACUGUCAAGGUUGCCAAUGACACACGGGGCCGCUCCAUCCCAUUUCCAGCUCUGCUACCCAUUCCAGGGUCCAACCGUUCAAGUGUCGUCAUGACAGCAAAGCCUUUUGAGUCCGGUUUACAACAAACAGAGGACAAAACACUCCUGAAUCAGGGGAGCAACUCAGAAGAGGUUUCAGAGAACGUUCAGAAGGUGGGUCAACCAGGACCGUCUGGAGAUAGUGAUUUGGCUACAGCACUGCAUCGCCUUAGUCUGCGGCGCCAGAACUACUUAAGCGAGAAGCAGUUCUUUGCUGAGGAAUGGGAGCGGAAGAUCCAGGUUCUGGCGGACCAGAAAGAAGCGGCUAGUGGCUGUGGUACCCCCACAGAGAGCCUUGCCUCUCUAUGCACUGACCAGUCGGAGAUCACAGACCUCAGCAGUGCCAGUUGCCUUCGAGGUUUUAUGCCUGAAAAACUACAAAUCGUCAAGCCCCUUGAAGGAUCACAAACUUUGCACCACUGGCAGCAGCUCGCCCAACCAAAUUUAGGAACCAUUCUUGACCCACGACCAGGUGUCAUCACUAAAGGUUUUACCCAGUUGCCCAAGGAUGCCGUCUAUCACCUCUCGGAUUUAGAAGAGGAUGAAGAGGAAGGUAUCACUUUCCAAGUGGAACAGAAACCUUCAGUAUCCAAGCCAGUAACAGGAAUCUUCCUUCCAGCCAUUACUUCAGCUAGUGGUCCAGUUACAGUUGCAACCUCAAACCCAGGCAAGUGUCUAUCAUGCACAAAUUCGACAUUCACCUUCACCACCUGUAGGAUUUUGCAUCCUUCUGAUAUCACUCAGGUUACCCCCAGCUCUGGGUUCCCUUCAUUAUCCUGUGGAAGUAGUGGGAGCAGUUCAUCAAACACAGCUGUGAAUUCUCCUGCUAUGUCCUACAGACUCAGCAUUGGUGAAUCUGUUACCAACCGACGAGAUUCCACUAUAACCUUCAGUAGCACCACGAGCUUGGCCAAACUUCUACAAGAGCGAGGCAUUUCUGCUAAAGUGUAUCACAGCCCAGUUUCAGAGAGCCCCCUCCUCCAACCUAUCCCUAAAGCCCUGGCUAUUCCUUCGACACCACCAAAUUCACCAUCUCACUCACCUUGCCCUUCUCCUUUGCCCUUUGAGCCUCGAGUGCAUCUCUCCGAAAAUUUUUUGGCCUCCCGACCAGCCGAAACAUUCCUCCAGGAGAUGUAUGGUUUGAGACCUACCCGGAACCCUCCUGAUGUUGGCCAGUUGAAGAUGAACUUGGUGGACAGGCUGAAGAGACUGGGGAUUGCCAGAGUGAUCAAGACCCCUGAUGCACAGGAAAAUGGAAGAAGCCAAGAGGCAGAGAUUGGUCUUCGAAGACCGGACUCUGCUGUUUAUUUAAAUUCAGGUAGCAAUUUAUUGAGUGGACUGAGGAGGAAUCAGAGUCUUCCAGUCAUGAUGGGUAGCUUGGGCACCCCAGUUUGCACAACCUCCCCGAAAAUGGAUAUCCUGAAGGAAGACUGAGGUUCAGCAGUUAACUGACCUCUUAGACAAAUUAACACAUGAAGGAUGGAUUUGCACUGAUACCUGUAGUCCGGUCUGACUGAGAGACAAGGAAUGUUGCAGAUGGGUUGUGAAUGUGGAAAGGGGAAAGUGGAAGAAUGGAAACAGAAUUGGGAUGAGGCCCUAAUGAAUGAGGUCUAAUUAACUGAAAGCAUAAAUGAAUGGGUCAUGAACGUUUGGAGGCAGAUACAGAGGAAGGGUUUAAUAUACUUCUUCAGUUGGGUGUUCCUAUCUUGAGAAUAAAAAGUGACUGGACAAUAAAUUCAGUAAUCUCAAGAUAUACCAGUUAUACUGAACUUGCUAGCACAUUUACUUCUAGUAAGCAAAAGCAGCAAGAACCCAAGUUAGGAGAUGGGAAGAAAAAGGGAGCAGCUUUGACCACUGCCUAUAAAAAGCUGAACUGCAGGGUUGCUGAGCUAAGCACCAUCUGUUACUGAGACAAAUGAGAUGGCUCUUAUGUUUUACCCUGUUAAGGUCUGCUUGAAUUACAUAUCCAUCAAAUGGUAUGUACACGGCAGUAGCAAACAAGGAAUUUUAUCUUUUUCAUAAAAUCAGAGUAGUGGAAACUCCCUUUUGCUUUCUGUUUUCAAGCCUCUGAGCCACUGGGAGCCCAAAGGCCACCCAAAUUCCUUUUGUAUUUGUGAUAAUAAAAGAUCAUUUUUAAAUGUGUAUUUUUAUACAACACCUCCCAAAAAAAACAACAUGAAUUGGGGGUAGGAAGGAUUUACUUUAAGAAGGAAAAUAUGGGUAAAUUGGAACCAAGGAUACUUGUUUUCAGAAUAUUUCUUUUAGAUUAAGACAGUGGCCAAGGCGUGUGAACACAAUUACAUGUCUUUAUGUCCUUGGAGGCUGGAAGGGGUUAAACCAGAAGUGCAAUCAAUAGGAUUUAGGGAAUGUUGUGUAUUUAUGUCUGUACGUUUUUUCGUAGGGAGAGUUAGUUGCAACUAAACUUUUUCCAAAGUGCUAUGCAUAUUUUUUCAUUGAAGAUGACGUGUAUUUGCACAAAAAUUCUCAGGCAUAUUAAAUUAUUAUAAGCUAAAGUAAAACCCAGGUGCUUGCUUUCAGAUUGUGGUUUUUUUAAUGUAAAAUUAAAGCACAUCAGCCUUUUUCUUGACCUCUGUAGAAUUAGAGAAUGAACUUUUUUAAUGGGAAAGUCAAAGUUUUUGCUUUUUUUUCUGGGAUUCCUCUUUUUUUUUUUAACAAAUUCUGUGAAGUGGCAAAGUGAAACUCUGGGUUUCCGCAUUCAGCAGUGUGACACAAGGCCGUGAACUGGGAAGAAACAGAUAUGUUUCACUGCGUUGCCGAUCAAGGUCUGUUCAUCAGACAACAUGGCUUUCUCUGCACAGUACAGUUCAGAAAAAAAUACCAUUAUAUGAAAGGCAUGAUGGAGAAGAGAUGAGGGAGUGGGCUAAUUAUUUUGUUUUUGAAAGUGGGAGGCAAACUGAUCUUUUUGGAGCUCAAUUUGCAAAUGUUUGGCUCAUUUCUUCUGACUUAACUGGAAGACAGUUUUCUGGAGAAUUCUCUUUUUUUCUAAAAACAUUUUAUUU